This is a messenger RNA of Callorhinus ursinus (northern fur seal), 446 nucleotides long. NCBI's taxonomy places the organism in Eukaryota, Metazoa, Chordata, Mammalia, Carnivora, Otariidae. The record is from RefSeq and is a predicted model, not a curated record.
AUGCGGCUGCUCCCUGGGCUCUUGCUGGCCGCUGCCUUGAGCCUGGAGCUGGGUGAGUCCAGGGCCUUGAAUUGUCACCAGUGCAAGGGCUUCGGAGGGUGCCUCAAUGCGUCCAGAUGCCCCUGGGGCUCCAACUACUGUGUCAGCAUCGGCACCCGAGUCCCCCUCAGCGUCAUUGACCUGCCUCUGGUGACCAAAUCGUGCUACAGCGGCUGUCCGGACAUCCCCAGCCUGGGCCUGGGCCCCGACGUGUCCAUCGUCUGCUGCCAGUACAGCCUCUGCAACACCGACUGACCGCCGUUCCCCCUCAGCUGUCCCCCCACUCACAGAGCUGACAUGUGCCCAGACCCCCAGGCAGACGCUGCUCCCCAGGCAGCUGAGCCGGGCCACCAGGGCUGGGGAGACGCUCGAGGAGCGUCCCAGGGCAGAGCAGCAGCUCGGAAGAA